Molecule: messenger RNA, 4022 nt
Organism: Motacilla alba alba
Lineage: Eukaryota; Metazoa; Chordata; Aves; Passeriformes; Motacillidae
Gene: MMEL1
Product: membrane metalloendopeptidase like 1
Exons: 23
Coding region: 841-3162 (773 amino acids)
Biological process (GO): protein processing
Cellular component (GO): plasma membrane
Molecular function (GO): metalloendopeptidase activity
Source: RefSeq, a predicted model, not a curated record
CGAGGAUAACACAAACCCGGGUAGAGCUCAGGGCUAACACAAUCCCGGUGCAUCCCGGGCUGACAGAGCCCCGCGGAGCUCGGGAGAAGCCGCCGCGGCGCGGAGCGCCUCCAGCCCAUCCCACUCCCUCCUCCCCCGGAGCAUCUCCCGGGAGCCGGCAAGGGCUCGGGGCUGAGCUCCCAAGCCUGAGCAUGGCUCGGAGAAGCCUGGCCGAGCCGCAGCCUCCCGGAGCUGCCCGCUGUGCCCGGAGCCGCCCGCUGUGCCCGUCCUGCGCCGCCGCUGCCCCCGGAGCCGCUCCCGGGCACCUGCGAGGAUCCCAGCCCGGCUUCCCUGCCUGGUGACAGAGCCCUGGGGAGCUGCUCCAGGGCACUGCGAGGAUCCCUGCCUGCUGACAGAGUCCUGGGGAGCUGCUCCAGGGCACUGCGAGGAUCCCUGCCUGCUGACAGAGCCCUGCAGGGCACUGCGAGGAUCCCACUCGAGCUUCCCGGUUGGUGCCAGAGCCCUGCCGAGCUGCUCAGAGCACUGCGAGGAUCCCAGCUCGAUUCCCUGCCUGGUGCCAGAGCCCUGCAGAGCACUGCGAGGAUCCCAGCUCGAUUCCCUGCCUGAUGCCAGAGCCCUGCCGAGCUGCCCAGCGCACGGAGGGAUUAUUCAGGCAGCGGGGAGCGGGCAGUGGAAGGCAGCAGUUUGCCCCCCUCCUUCCCUGCCUGGGAGAAAGGAGUUGCCCAACCUGGUCAUGAGACUUUUCCAGACUUCCCAAAGAGGCUCCUGAAGUUGUGACACUGCAGCACGGAGAGCCCGGGGCAGCACAGCCCCCCCCAGGGCAGACACCAGGCACUGGAGAUGGAGAAUGAGGUUGGCAAAUCUGUGGACAAUCAAAUGGACAAAUACAUAGUUACAAUAAUGGGGAAAUCAGAAAGUCAAAUGGAUAUUGUGGAAAAAUCGACCAAAUCUGGGAAGAAGCCCUGGAGCUUUGUGGCCAUCGGGCUGGCUGUCCUGCUGCUCCUCAUGACUUGUGCUGCCGUCGCCCUGGUGAUCCUCUAUGCCAGCAGCAGAGGCUCCCACUAUGGCACCAACUCGGGCAACAUCUGCACCACCCCUGGGUGUGUGACAGCAGCUGCCAGGAUCAUCCAGAACAUGGACCCCACAGCUGACCCAUGCCAGGACUUCUACCAGUAUGCCUGUGGAGGCUGGCUGAACAGGCAUGUGAUCCCAGAGACCAGCUCCAGAUACAGCAUCUUUGACAUCCUGAGGGACGAGCUGGAGAUCAUCCUCAAAGGUGUGCUGGAGACUUCAGACCAAGGGGACAGAGAAGCAUUUCAGAAAGCUAAAAUCCUUUACAAGUCCUGCAUGAAUGAGAGUCUUAUAGAGCAACGAGAUUCCCUGCCUCUGCUGGAGGCCUUGAGGAUGGUUGGAGAUUGGCCAGUGGCUUCUGCAGACUGGAGUAAGACCAAAGAGCCAAGCUGGAGCAUGGAGGAAACCCUUUCCAUCAUGAACUCCAGGUUUAACAAACGUGUCCUCAUCGACAUGUUCGUGUGGAAUGAUGACAGGGAUUCCAGCAGACACAUCAUUUAUAUUGACCAGCCAAGUUUGGGAAUGCCAUCCAGGGACUACUACUUCAAUGGGGGCAACUAUCAAAGAGUGAGAGAAGCUUACCUGCAGUUCAUGAUCAGCAUCGCCAAAAUGAUCCGGGAAGACAAGAACGUGUCCAGAGAUGAUUCCUUUGUCCAAGGGGAAAUGGCAAAGGUCAUGGAGCUUGAAACAGAGAUUGCAAACGCCACCACCCCAGCAGAGGAAAGGCACGAUGUGACCUUGUUGUACAACAAAAUGACCUUAGCAGAGCUGCAGGAAAAGUUUGCAUUCAAUGAAUUCAACUGGACCUUCUUCAUCCAACGUGUCAUGUCUUCAGUGAGCGUUCAGGUGGACCCAGAGGAGGAGGUGGUUGUGUAUGGGAUGCCUUAUCUGCAAGAGCUGAAAGCAAUUAUCUCCAAGUACUCAGCCAGCACCAUCCAGAACUACCUCAUCUGGCGGCUGGUGAUCGACCGGGUCAGCAGCUUGAGCCGGCGCUUCAAGGACGCCCGGGCCAGCUACAGGAAGGCCCUGUACGGGACGACGCUGGAGGAGGCGCGCUGGAGGGAGUGCGUGAGUUACGUCAACAACAACAUGGAGAACGCGGUGGGAGCCAUGUAUGUCCGGGAGACUUUUGCUGGUGAGAGCAAGAGGAUGGUCCGAGAUUUAAUAGAGAAGAUCCGCGAAGUGUUCGUGGAGACCUUGGAUGAGUUACAGUGGAUGGAUGAGGCAUCCAAGGAGAAAGCUCGUGAGAAGGCAAUGGCAAUCAAAGAACAAAUUGGCUACCCAGAUUACAUUUUGGAAGAUCACAAUGAGAAACUGGACCUGGAAUAUGCCAAUUUAAACUUCAGUGAACACAGCUACUUUGAAAACAUCCUGGAAAACCUGCAAGCUGGAGCCCAGAAGAGCCUGAAAAAGCUUCGAGAGAGAGUUGACCAAGAUAUAUGGAUAAUUGGAGCUGCAGUGGUCAAUGCAUUCUAUUCCCCCAACAGGAACCAGAUAGUUUUUCCUGCUGGGAUUCUCCAGCCUCCCUUCUUCAGCAAACAGCAGCCCCAGGCCCUGAACUUUGGAGGGAUUGGGAUGGUUAUUGGGCACGAGAUCACUCAUGGGUUCGAUGACAACGGUAGGAAUUUUGACAAGGAUGGGAACAUGCUGGACUGGUGGAGCAACUUCUCGGCGCUGCAUUUCAAGGAGCAGUCCCUGUGCAUGGUGCACCAGUAUGGGAAUUACACCUGGGAGCUGGCAGGGGGACAGAACGUCAGUGGCAUAAGCACAUUAGGAGAAAAUAUUGCAGAUAAUGGAGGAGUCCGACAGGCUUAUAAGGCCUACUUGAAGUGGCUGGAGCAGGAAGGGAAGGAGCCAAAGCUGCCUGGACUGAACAUGUCCCACAAACAGCUUUUCUUCCUCAACUUUGCCCAGGUUUGGUGUGGUUCCUACAGACCAGAAUAUGCCAGUCAGUCCAUAAAGACAGACGUUCACAGCCCUCUGAAGUACAGGGUGAUGGGCUCGCUGCAGAACUUUGAAGCCUUCUCCGAGGUGUUCCACUGUAAGAAGGGCACGGCCAUGCAUCCCGCCGGGAAGUGCCGCGUGUGGUAACCGAGAUGGGACACUGGUGACACCACAAACAGCUCCUGGCAGGGAUGUGCCCGCUGUUCUGCUCAGCCCCAGCCAGCGCUGCCGGGGCAGCUGCUGCAGUGAGAGCCAGGGAAGCCCUCAGCUGUCCCAGUGGCACUGGAAGGAGGCAGGGAUCACGGGGAUGGAGCCCGGGACUGGCGAGGCCACGCCGUGUUCCCGGGCACGACGACUGUUUCCAAUGACAUCCUGACUGUUACUAAGACACUGCUUCAGGGUUACAAGGACUAAUUCUUACAUGAAAACAAAACCAACAAGCAGCCACAAAUCUAUUUUUCGGAAAGGAAUAAUAAUUUUAAUAUGUCAGCUCCACUUUCUGGGGCUCAGCAAUGCUGUCUGAGACGUUCCACUGCUCCGUUUCCAGUGUUCUGGUUCUGUUUCUGGCGCAUUUUUUCCCCAGAUCAGGUUAGAGCUGGUGUAAACUCUCGUGCUGUCUGUGCCCCUGCACUUUGAUCACUGCUUUGUUGUUCAUGGAUUGCUAUUUGUCGUGACAGUGAGCUCUAUGUCAAGAUGCCUGUCGCACUCUCCUCCUACACUUGAGUUCCUCUGCUCCAAAGAACCCCCUUCAAGUGAGGCAUCACUACAAUUAUCACCUUUUAAGAGUACAAAUUCUGUCUUUAUGGUUAAAUUACAGGGUCCCAUCCUUCAGAGAUAUAUUUAAAAUGAUGCUUAUUCUUGUAGAAAGUGUAUAAAAUACCUUUUGCCAAAUAGCAGACGUGUAUCCAUGGAAACAAUUAAGCUGGUUUUAAUCCUGUGCCUUUUUAUUUUGCCAUAGGCUAUUUUUCAGUAUUUACACUUGAAAAUGUAACAUGAAUAAAUUUUUA